CUUGUUAUAAAUUGCAAACCCAUUAUGAAUAUCGAUCCUCCAUUUGUUGUCUUUGAAAAUUUUUUUGGUUGUCGACAUUGUCAGCAUCAAAAUAUGGAUAUGAGCAGAGAGCGCGCUUCGGCGUCUCCAAGGCGAAACUUUAGGGCUAGGAGAAAGUCUUCGAAUACUGCCUCUUCGAGAGCAAAGUCGGGAGCGCGCAAGGUGAGCCGACGAGGGCCUGACGUUGGGGAAGAGACGAAGCCGCAAAACGACGACUACACUGAUACAAGGAGAAGUCGUUUCUUUCUGCAAUGGCAAUGGCAUCACAACUUUGGAUUUCGUUUCAUUCUGUUUCUAGUACUUUGCCCCAUGUGGAUCGCGAUAUUGUGGAAUCAGUAUGCAGCACGAAAAGAACACGCUUGGAUGCUGACGCCACCUAUCUCCUUGACUAGCCAUGACAAUACAUUUCGACAGUGGGUGGCGACAUGCGGUUUCACAUCCUCCUCAUUCUUUGGAAUCCUGCUUUUCGCACCCAAAUGCGUAGAAAAAUUGCACGAGCGGGUAGACGAGUUUUUUCAUGGUGUUCAUGUUGUUGUUGGUAAAAGGACUAAAGAAAAUGAUGUUGCCAUGCCUAUGCUGAGUAGUAAGCGUGGAAAAGUAGCCGCGUUUGACGCUCCACAGCCACGGGGUUUGCUAUUCAAGAUCGCAUUGCGUGUGAUGUCGAUUUACCGGUCCUGCUCUAAGCGCCACACGAAGUCUGAAAGUUAUGAUACAAAAGAUAGUUCUUCUUGUGCGUCGUUCUUGAACGAAUCAUCGUUGAUGUCUAGAUUUCCAGAAAUUGCUUUCAGGGCCUUCGUAUUUUGUGAUUCAUGUUGCAAGUAGGUGAAACUUGGAGUUUUCUAAGUUAGAUCUGCGUCCUCGCACUCAGACCCCGAUGCGCAAUGGCACGAGGUAGUCAACAGUGUAGCAGCAGCCCUGGUUGUCGGUUUCUUCGGGGUGGCUUGGCAGAGCUGGUUUCCUGUUCAACGUAACCGGAUCGCCACUCCGGAGUGGAAUGAGGUGGAAACUACCACCCUAUUGCAUCGUGUCGGAACGUCCCUCAUGUAUAGUGGCAGUGUUAGUAGCCAGCUGUGGGCGCAGGGAAUUUUGUCGGCUCUUAGAUUGCAGGAGAAUCGUGAACCGAAAACUCGCUUUAGUAAGCAAGGAAGCAGACUCGAUUUCAUGUGCGACAUUUGGGCAUCGCGAAUUCGCAAAGGUUCUGUUUGCUUAAUUUUGUUUACAGGCACGUUCUUAGCGGUUUUCGGCGCAUAUUCUAGAGUGAGCAACGCACGACCGGAUUUAGUAGUGCCGUUGUCAAAGUGGGAAUUUCUCAACUUUAUGGGACUAGGACAGUAUCUCUUCGUGUUGUCACUGUGUCUCUUCAUCGUAACACUUUCUGUUGAACUUCGCUAACGCAAGUAUCUGUGAACGCGAUUUGUAUGAAAAGAAAGUUGAUUUUUAUUGCGAGAGUCAAAAUAAAUUUGAGUAUGCACACUUCUGAACGAACAAAGUUGCUACAUCUAAGGAGAGAACGAGAUUAAACUACUCAAUUCUCUUUGGCAAGCAGUUGAGUGAAGAUUGAAGAUAAC
Messenger RNA from Amoebophrya sp. A25, 1607 nucleotides. The record is from the annotation of a GenBank genome assembly. NCBI's taxonomy places the organism in Eukaryota, Dinophyceae, Syndiniales, Amoebophryaceae.